Molecule: messenger RNA, 1290 nt
Organism: Trichoderma aggressivum f. europaeum
Lineage: Eukaryota; Fungi; Ascomycota; Sordariomycetes; Hypocreales; Hypocreaceae
Exons: 2
Coding region: 1-1290 (429 amino acids)
Source: RefSeq, a predicted model, not a curated record
AUGUCCAUCUUCUCGCGCAUGAGAAAGAGCCGCCAGCAGGCCAAGGAGCACAAUGCGAAGCUCGCUGAGCAAGAGAAGAAGGAAAUUGAAAAGACUCCCUACAGGCACGUCCCCACACACGCCGCCACGGAUGCCAUCGCCAGCGCGCCGCCCAGCUGGCGAGAGGACGACCGACAGAAGAUACAGGAGCAGAACCGCCGGAGGAGUGCCAUGGCUGCGUCCGGCCACCACAUGAACAUGCCCGGCGCCCCUCGCGUUGGCAGCAGCCUGUCCCAUGUCUCGUACCCCACGGACAAGAGCGUCACCCCCAUGGUCCGCCUGCCCCGAGCGUACAGCUACACGGGUGUCUCACCCUACUCGGCAGGCUACAGCCGGGACAUUGCCCACUCAAUGCCCGAUGUUGGUUCGCAGUUUACGGCCUACGCCGCCUCGGCCAAGGGCAAAGAGGUCGUCAGAGUGUCCGUGUCUGGCUACAACACAUCGAGGACCAGCCCAACUUCCUCUCAAGAAGAAUCAGAGAGCUCCAGCGGCUCUACGAGUUCUCAAGAUGACCUCGAGAUGAGACUUGCCCGCCCUCCCGUGGUGCGGCCUCCCCCGCCUCCCACGGCGGCCGAGAGGGCCAGUCGUCGACCGCGGCCGGGCCAUCGCCGCACGUCCGACUCAUCCAUUGAGCGAAUUGCCAUGGCAAACUCGGCAAAGGGAGCCGCCCGAGAUUCCCGCCCUCCCACGUCCAUGAGAGGCUUCGGCUCCAUUGCGUCCAUUGCGCCCAUUGUCAACGCACCCACCCCAAUCCUGCGCAAUUACACCCUUCCGCAGGUUGAUUUGCCCGAAACGUCUCUUGCCAGCUCCCUCAAUGCCAGCCUCAACACCUCGGCUACCACUCUUGUUUCUACUUCCGCUCUUGCAUCGACGGACCGCAACCCCUCUCCGGAACAUAACAGCAGGGCUUCCAAGGAGCGCAAAGCUGCCAAGGUGACUCGAUUCACAGAGCUGGAACGGAUCGAGUCUGGUGCUGAAGCGUUGGCGGCUGCAAAGUCUGAGAGCGAACGUCAACCUGUCACUGCUCCUGCUCCUGUUGCUGUUACUCCUACCCCCAAAGCUGUCCCAACGCCCGACCCAGUCCUUACUCCCGUUGUCAAGCAGUCCAUCAUCAUCAACGUCUUCCCAGAAGAAGAUUCGGUGCCAGAGCCCGAGGCCACCAAAAAGUCAAAGAGAUUUUCCAAGAGCAGCAGCAAGCUUGCCAAGAAAUCCCGUUGGGCUAGCUCAAAAGCGCCUGCUGUCACUGUUUAG